This is a messenger RNA of Effrenium voratum, 3959 nucleotides long. Lineage: Eukaryota; Dinophyceae; Suessiales; Symbiodiniaceae. The record is from the annotation of a GenBank genome assembly.
AUGGAGGGUUCCCAAUCGCCAGCCGCGGGCCUGCUGGCAAUUUGCCCUUCAGAGCGCCGGCUGAGCCGACAGCUCAGCUACCAACUGGAUCGCCAGACCAGCCACCUGGAGCGCAGGCUCAGCCAGGAGCUGGAGAAUCCGCGCGAAAAGGUCCAGUUGCCAGAGGAGGAUUGGCCCGAGGCCGAAGCCCCAGACGCCAAUGAGCUACCAAGCAUGAACAUGCCUUCAGAGCGGGUUUUCGCACCCUACGCAGUCUGGGCGAGAAAGAAGGAGAAGGAAAAGAAUUCGAAGUCUCGGGCAGUGGCCACCGUGACCUCGGUGAGCCUGAGGAAGCCAGAGGCCUGCAGUCUCAGUCCAUCGGGCCACUUCCGGAACUUCUGGGACUGCUUUGGCAUCAUCCUCUUGCUCCUUGACACCGUCAUACUUCCCUUGCAAAUCGUGAAUGAGGGGGGGACUUUGGUGCAAGAUAGGCGGCGCAUAGCUUGCCACUACUUGAGAACUUGGUUUGUCCCCGAUCUUGUGGUCACCACGAUCGAUCUGAUUUUGGAGUUCUCGGUUGCAGUGGGCGAUGCGGACCGUGCCACCACCAAGGCUUUGCGCCUUUUGCGCCUUUGCCGGGUUGUCCGGCUGGGAAAGCUGACGCACAUUGCUGCAUUCUUGCGAGACAAGUUUGAAUCACAGGUGGCUUCUAUCCAGUUUAGCCUGGUCCUUGUGAUGAUGGGCAUGGUGCUGACGGAGCAUGUCAUUGCCUGCGGGUGGUUUGGCAUUGCCAUCUUCAACUCAGGGGCAGGAACAUGGCUCAACCACACCAGCGUCAAGGAUGCUUCCUUUGCCAAGCAAUACACCACAAGCCUGCGGUGGGCUUUCAGUCAACUUGGCAUUGGGGGCACAAACAUCGAGGCAACAAAUGAAACUGAGGGUAUGUACUCCAUCGUGGUUGGAUUGAUCUCCCUAGUGACCUUCUCAACAGUCGUAAGCUCAAUGACUUCAAUGGUGACUGCUUUGCACAGUGGCAGGAUGGAAGAGAUCCAGCAGUUCGGACUUCUCAGACGGUUUCUGCGCGUGAACAAGAUCCCCGCUUCCUUAGGCCAGCGCAUCACCCGGUUUCUCCAGCACACGUAUCACCAGAGAGAGUCAGAUUCCCGUGAUCCUUUCAUUUUGGCGCUCUUGUCAGGAUCGCUUCAGGCUGAGUUGCAGUUUGCACGGUACAGCCUUUGCUUUUCAAAGCUACCGUUUCUAGAGGAUUUGCUGAGCAGUAGUCUGAACGUGCAGGAGGAGAAUGUGAUGCGAUCGCUGGCAAGCAAGGCAGUUGAAAUCAUUGACUCUGGUGAGAAUGAAGUGAUCUUCUGUUGUAACACCAGGGCAGAAGCAACAUACUUCGCCCUGCACGCAUCACUGCGCUACAACCAUGCAGAGCACCAGCGGACUGUGAACUAUGGCUUUUGGGCUGCUGAGAUGUGCUUGUGGACCGAGUGGUGGCACGUUGGUGAUUUGAUCUCCGCUGACUUUGCCAGGAUCGCCAUCAUCCGCCUGCAGGAGUUUUGCAAGCUCAUCAGUGACACCCAAAGCAUUCAGCAUCAGGCCCACAACUACGCGCUAGACUUCGUGCACGCUCUGAAUCAGGAGUUCAACGUGUGCGACCUCUGGCAGCUGCCGAAAGAACUCAGAAAAGUCCACGACAUCGACAUUACAUCGCAGCCUCUCGGCAUUUGGCACCGGAAGGUGCUACCGAUUUGUAAGCUCCAGCUCAAACAGGCAAACUUGCCGGAGGUUGGCUCAAGGGAGAAUGUGCCCUGGGAGAAGGAGUUGUGGGAGCGGAAGGUGUCUAAGGAGACCUUUUGGGACCUUCUUCGGCGCUUGGGCGACUGCUACGAGGCAGACAUGCAGCUGCCGAGGAGCUCCUCUGACCGCGCCCGGGAUGGCGCGAGAUGCCCAAGCCCCAAGGUAGCUCCAGCGCCCAAGGUGCCAGCGCCGGCGCGGGAAAACGUCCGCGUCCCAAGCAGCAAAAAGCUCACCAGCCUGUCGAUGCAAAGUGCCGCCUCGCAGGUGACCAUGUUUGAAGCCCAUAGCUGCUGGAGGACACAGUCCAAAGCCAGGGCCAAGGGCAACCCAACGCGCGCAGCACUCAAGACGACAGAGUCCUAUACGUUAAAAUUGCCUUCGUUCUGCACUUUGAGCCCUACUGGACACUUCCGGAAUUUUUGGGACUUCUUGGGCAUUGUCCUCUUGCUCCUUGACACCAUCUUACUCCCACUGCAGAUUGUGAAGGAGGACCUCGAAGCUUUACUGCCCUGGUUGUCCUUCAGCUCGAGGAUGGCUCUCUUCUAUUGGGGUUCUGACAUCAUACUCUCUUUCUUCACGGGCUUCCCCGAGGGAGGGACCUUGGUGCAAGAUAGCCGCCGGAUCGCCUGCCACUACUUGAAGACUUGGUUUGUCCCUGACUUCGCAGUCACCAUGAUUGACGUGGUCCUGGAGUUCUCCGUUGCGGGGAGCAAAGCAGACCGUGCCACAACCAAGGCGUUGCGCCUUUUACGCCUUUUCCGGGUUGUUCGGCUGGGGAAGCUGACGCGGUUUGCUGCAUUCUUGCGGGAUCAGUUCGAAUCACAGGUGGCUUCAAUUCAGUUUAGCCUUUUUCUUGUGAUGAUGGGCAUGGUGCUGACGGAGCAUGUCAUUGCCUGCGGCUGGGUUGGCAUUGCCAUCUUUAACUCAGGGGCAACAUGGCUGGACCAGUCAGACGUCAAGGAUGCUUCUUUUGUCGAGCAAUACACUACAAGCUUGCGUUGGUCUUUCAGUUCACUCGGCAUCGGGGGCACCAACGUUGAGGCGACAAAUGAAACUGAGGGUGUCUACUCUGUUGUGGUGGGGUUAAUCUCCUUGGUGACCUUCUCAACAAUCGUGAGCUCUAUGACUUCCCUGGUGAGCACAUUGCACAGUGGCAGGAUGGAAGAGAUCCAGCAGUUCGGACUUCUCAGGCGGUAUUUGCGGAUGAACAAGAUCCCGGCACCCUUAGGCCAGCGCAUCACCCGGUUUCUGCAAUACACGUAUCACCACAGAGAGUCAAACUGCCGUGAUCCAUCUAUUUUGGGAUACCUAUCGACAUCGCUGCAGUCGGAGUUGCUGUUUGCAAAAUAUAGCCCUUACCUCGCCAAGCUGCCGUUCCUUGGAGGUGUGCUGCCCAAUUUCCUGAGCGCGAGGGAGGAGCAGGUCAUGCAAACACUGGCCAGGACAGGCGUUUCGAUAGUAGCCGCGGCGGAGAAUGAUGCCAUCUUCUGUUCCGGUGCGAAGGCAGACACCGCAUACUUUGCCAUGCAAGGGUCGCUUGUCUACAUGUGCGAGAAUUCUCCGGAGGCUGUGAAUCAUGAAAGAUGGGUGUCUGAGAUGUGCUUGUGGACUGACUGGUGGCACGUCGGUGAUUUGCUCUCCGCCGGCAUCGGCAAGAUCGCCAUGAUCCAUGCCACGGAGUUUUGCCAUAUUCUUAGCAAUAUGGACAACUUGCAGAGGCAAGCGCGCUGCUAUGCAACGGACUACGUGCAGGCGCUGAACCAGACGGUCGACGCCACUGACCUCUGGCAGAUGCCAGAAGAGGAAGGAACAGAUGCCGAGCAACCUGAGUCAGUCUGGUCACGCGCAUUCGGCGGGGUACAUGUUGUGCCAGCUUAACUUUUGCGGUUGGCAAUGCCAUGCAACGCCAUUUUUUCCUGCAAAGCAAUUGAUGGCAGUUGCUUUUCCAGCUGAGCCGCCUGGGUAAAAGUCAGGCAUGGGCUUGGUGCUUUUUAAUGUGCAAGGCAGGCAGAGAGCAUCUUUUCGCACUAUCGUUCAGCUGCUCUGCCUCAUUCAUAGGAGAGGGGUUCGAUGAUUUAUCAUUUUUUGCAGCCCUCACCUCGGUGGUCCAAACACGUCGUAUGGCCACUAUGUUUUAGGCUGUGUCACAUCUGAAACGCAUCUGCAAUCGGAAAGGC